UGAAUAUUAUUGUUAGUUGGGAUGUAAGUUCAAUUCGCUUUGCCCCUUGGCUGUAACCCCAAAUUUUUUCCUUUGUUGGGGGCUGGUUGAUCCUGCACGUCUUGUUGGUUCAAUUGUUGGUCAAGUCACAAUGCCAAACCAACGACCCAUUGGUGAAAGUUGAUGGCUGGGUUGAAAGCGGCUGCAGACGAGGUCUGCCAGCAUCAGCCUUAUCAAAGACAAAUUCAGACGUGGACUAUAUACUGACAACAACUAGUGGCUUACAUUCUCGCCCGUCUCUGAUAAGGCUGCACUCUACUAUGGCGUGAGCGAAUCGUCCAUCAAUUGGCUCUCUACCGGUUUUCUUUUCGUCUUCGUGGCCAUCAGCCCCCUGACGAUAUGGAUGCUGCAUUUGGGUCCGAAGCCGUCCAUUAUCACUGCUGCUGCCCUUCUACUCAUUGGAAACUGGAUUCGUUAUGGUGGCUCACAUUCAGCGGAUGGUGGCAUCUUCGGUGUUGUCAUGUUCGGCCAAAUUCUGAUCGGCGCUGCUCAGUCUUUUGUGCUCAGCGCUCCAACCAGGUAUUCUGAUCUCUGGUUUACCUCACGAGGCCGUGUCGCUGCAACUGCGAUCAUGAGUCUGGCCAAUCCGUUUGGCGCGGCGUUGGGUCAACUUGUUGUCCCCUUCAUGGUUACCAAAAGGGAGGAGACCAGCAGCAUGGUGCUCUACGUCAGCAUCAUAGCAACUGUAAUUUGCAUUCCGUCCUUCUUUAUCCCGGCUGCUCCUCCGACACCUCCUGCGCCAUCUGGGGAGACGCCAAAAGAGCCUAUUUUGACAUCGUUGCGGAAAUUGAGCAAGAACGUUGAGUUCUGGCUCAUUUUCAUUCCUUAUGGCGUCUACGUUGGUUUCUUUAACUCUAUCUCCUCCCUUUUGAACCAGAUCAUGAUGCCGUAUGGCUUCACAUCUGAUGACGCCGGCAUCGCGGGUGCUGUGCUUAUCGUUGUUGGUCUUGUGGCAGCUGCCAUCUCCUCGCCCAUCCUAGAUCGUACGAAGAAGUUCCUGCUUGCUAUCAAGCUCGCAGUCCCCAUCAUCGGGAUUUGCUACCUCGUCUUCAUCUGGAUGCCAGCCACGCGCGAUUUAGCUGGCCCUUAUGUGGUCCUCGGUCUCCUGGGAGCAUCAAGCUUCUGCCUCGUGCCUGUCGCGCUAGAAUACCUCAUUGAGAUGUCCCACCCGUGCUCUCCCGAGGUCACAAGCACAUUGGGUUGGUCUCUGGGGCAGUUGCUUGGCGCUUGCUUUAUCCUUAUCUCUGAUGCCUUGAAGGCAGGAGAGGAUGCAAACCCUCCAAAUAAUAUGGAUAGGGCGCUUAUCUUCCAGGCUGUAGUGGCGCUGGCUGUCGUCCCGCUGCCCUUAUGCCUUGGCUUGUUUGGUCGCGGAGACAAGGUGAAACUAAGGAGGGUCGCGAGUGACGAUCGUGUUGGUCCGAUAGCAGUCGUUUGAGAAUAGUUGUCGGUCAUGAAUUCAACACCACUGAGCCCGGGUAUGGGAUAUCGAGAGAGUAUUUCUGAGUCGGCACUGUAGGGAUCGGCAUGGAUGUGCAAUAAUGUUUGUAACAUGGCGUACGAUUCGUAUUAGUACUCCAGCACCAGUUGUUCAUAUUAUUGGAACCUCUUCUUUCUAUAUAUUUGCUCUAGACCCACAAUUCAUCCAAUGUCAUGCGGGCUUCCCCUGCUGACCCAGUAUCAUUUCGCAU
This is a messenger RNA of Truncatella angustata, 1727 nucleotides long. RefSeq names its product major facilitator superfamily domain-containing protein. The transcript has a single exon. The coding region runs from base 383 to 1474 and encodes 363 amino acids. The record is from RefSeq and is a predicted model, not a curated record. Gene Ontology annotation, molecular function: transmembrane transporter activity. Gene Ontology annotation, biological process: transmembrane transport. Gene Ontology annotation, cellular component: membrane. NCBI's taxonomy places the organism in Eukaryota, Fungi, Ascomycota, Sordariomycetes, Amphisphaeriales, Sporocadaceae.